AUGGCGACGGGAACCACUGGCAGUAUCAUGAUGACGAUGGCCAGUCCUUCUGCCUCUGCGACGGACUGCCCGACAGGGCCGGGGACAUGCGGUAGUGCACCCCCAGCAACGCUCUAUCUCUACACUUUCCUCUCGACGCUUGUCAUUAUCGCUGCCGUCUCAGGCGGAAUCGUCAUGCGCACGAUCCAUAUUCGCCGGCGGCAGAACGAAUUAUGGGCGAACAACAACCACCAACGGCGACGCGUCGGCGAGCCACGCGUGAAGACACCGCGCCCAAUGAUGUUUGAGGCGUAUAUCGAGUGUCCAGUUGCAGUCGAUUGGACAACACAGCGAGGGGCAGAGAACUAUGCGGACGGAAGGCAGUGGGCCGAGAUGAAACCGUGCUCCGCCGAAAAGAUUAUGCCAUCUAAAGGCGGCACAUCCGUCGCGACUGUUGCCCUUCUCAUCUCCAUGCCUUCAGCCCCGCGCAUCCAAGUUGUAGAUGCACUAGCAACCAAGGGCCCGGAGCCCAAUGAAGACGAUGAGCAACAACCGGUGCCAUAUCUCGAGUUUGGUGUCAUUCAAGUACAAUACACGGACGAUGUCCCAGACGCAGCGGAGAAAGAUAGACCACCAGAUGACACUACUAGCACGGAGAGUCCGAGUCCCGCAGGAUGA
This is a messenger RNA of Mycena indigotica, 657 nucleotides long. RefSeq lists its product as uncharacterized. The transcript has 3 exons. The record is from RefSeq and is a predicted model, not a curated record. NCBI's taxonomy places the organism in Eukaryota, Fungi, Basidiomycota, Agaricomycetes, Agaricales, Mycenaceae. The coding region runs from base 1 to 657 and encodes 218 amino acids.